UCAUUGGCUGGGCUGGCCCAGCACGAUUCCUCUCGGGAGUUGUAGUUCUUGGGGCUCGGCUGGGACGCAGGGAAGGACCAUUGGUCCAAAGCCAGGAGCGGCAGUUGUGUUUGGUCCUGGUCGUUGGCACCAUGUCCCGCGUGUCCGUGCCCUGCCAUGUGAAAGGCACUGUGGCCCUGCAGGUGGGGGACGUGCGGACCUCCCAAGGCCGGCCUGGCGUGCUGGUCAUCGAUGUCACCUUCCCCAGCGUCGCGCCCUUCGAGUUGCAGGAGAUCAUGUUUAAGAAUUACUACACGGCCUUUCUGACCAUCCGUGUUCGCCAGCACACCUCGACACACACUCCGGCCAAGUGGGUGACCUGCCUGCGGGACUAUUGCCUGAUGCCCGACCCACACAGUGAGGAGGGAGCCCAGGAGUAUGUAUCGCUGUUCAAGCACCAGAUGCUAUGUGACAUGGCCAGAGUACUGGAGCUGCGUUUGAUUCUGCGACAGCCAUCGCCGCUGUGGUCAUCUUUCACGGUAGAGGAGCUGCAGAUCUACCAGCAGGGACCAAAGAGCCCUUCCAUGACCUUCCCCAAGUGGCUCUCCCACCCAAUGCCUUGUGAGCAGCCUGCUCCCCUUCUUGAGGGUCUCCCAGACCCCAGCAGGGUAUCCUCCGAGGCACAGCAGAUGUGGGCGCUGACAGAGAUGAUCCGGGCCAGUCACACCUCCACAAGGAUCGGCCGUUUUGAUGUCGACGGCUGUUAUGACCUGAACUUGCUCUCCUAUACUUGAGUUGUGGCUCCCAGUCAAGACGUUAACCUUUUGUGCCCACGCAGGCCCAGUUUGGGCCAUCAAGGGCCAAAGCAUUUUCCAUGUGCGUUCCAAGUGUUGCCUGCAUGCCUAUUCUGUCUGGGCCACAUUCAGAGAUUCAAGAUUUUGGAGCUCACUGUUGCUUCAGCAUGAGCUCCUGGAGGUGGUGCACUUUGUCCUCACCUGACUGCAACCUGAAAUUCCUUCUUUUCCCUCCCUAAACACACUCUAGUUCUAUUGCUCAGAAUCUCCCUGUACCCUCUAUCCCUCCUGGGACAUUCCUGUCCAACAUGAUUCCUGUCUUCUGCCUGUUCCCCGGUCCUGACUGUAGUGGGCCGGAAUAAUCUACUAGAACAUGCUUUGUCUAGCCUUGGAAGACUGCUGUAGCCUGGCCCUUGCAUUUGGGAGUUUGAGGAACAAGAGCCCUAUUUCUGCCUUCUGCAACCCCUAAUGGUCUUCUGUUUUUUUUUUUUUUUUUUUUUUUUUAAGGGCUGCACCCGAGGUAUAUGGAGGUUCCUAGGCUAGGGGUCUAAUCGUAGCUAUAGUUGCCGGCCUAUACCACAGCCACAGCAACGGGGGAUCUGAGCCAUGGCUGCGACCUACACUGCAGCUCAUGGCAACACUGGAUCCCCGACCCACUGAGUGGGGCCAGGAAUCAAACCCACGUUCUCAUGGGUAUUAGUUGGAUUCAUUUCCACUGUGCCACAACGGGACUCCCCUAAUGGUCUUCUUUCCCUUUGUGCUGUGCCCACAAAAAGAAAAUUCCUGUCUAAACUCUUCCAUUGCUUGCCCAGGGGGCCACACAAAGCUGGGAAGUUGGGCAGCCUGAGUCCCCUGUUUCCUGAAUUGGCUUGGUAUGUGUGUUUAAAUUGGUCAGCUCAUCCAUUGCAUUUGGGUGGGUGCCUCUGGCAAGGCCAGGGCCCGAAAAUGAGUCCUGGGACUUGCCGGCCAUCUGACACAGCCCAUAACACAUCCUUGUGUCUCUCCCAGUUUCCCCCUUCUAAAACAGCCAUGCGCAGUGUGAUAUCAGCCUCUGUGUGGGCGCUAGGUCCAGGUGAAGUUUCUCUUUGGUGUCUUUUAGGAGGCUGAGGUUUUCUACAGCCCCAGGCCAGCAACUGAAUAAGAUAGGCUACUCCUCCUUAUAGGAAAAUUCUGUCUUUCUGGUUUUUCCUGGCUUUGCCUCUGGGGGUGGGGGUGGGGGGUGGGGGUGGAUUGGCAGUAUGGCAACAUAUGUUUGACCUGGGAAAUUGAUCUGGAUGUUUGUGCAGCUCAGCAGCUUUCUGGGGGAAGUUCCUUCAGCUCUUACCCAUUAGAAUUCUUGCAGGUGAUAUCUGCUUGCAGGGUCAUUUCCUUGGCCCCAUUCGGCUUUUACUAAGAGGGUAAUGAUUACAGUCUUGUGCUCAGGGGGUAGAGCCCUCAGAGUGGGGGGAGGUUCCUGGGAUGGCAGGGACCCUGCUUCCUGCACAGCUGUGUCCCCAGCACAGAGCCUCCUAGUGUGCUGCAAAAUCAAUAAAUACUUGUGGAAAGCA
Sus scrofa (pig) is the source of this 2320-nucleotide messenger RNA. RefSeq names its product nicolin 1, tubulin polyglutamylase complex subunit (gene NICN1). Gene Ontology annotation, cellular component: nucleoplasm. The record is from RefSeq and is a predicted model, not a curated record. NCBI's taxonomy places the organism in Eukaryota, Metazoa, Chordata, Mammalia, Artiodactyla, Suidae.